GUGAUUGGCGGGGGCGCGGCCUCUCGGCGUGAGGGGAAUGGCGGGGACGGCUGAGGCGAUGGCGGCGCCUCGGUGUUGCUGGCCCGGUUGGUAACGAGCCCUCACCGCCCCGCUGCUCUGCGAGAACCGUCUGUCCCGCCGCGCCCGUCUGGGUCAGUCCUGCACGGGGCACUGCGCGUUCCGCUCGGUCCGUGCCGUUUCUAUUCCCAGCAUCCUGGAGAGGGGAUGCGCUAGCGCGGGGUGAAUGCAGCUGGCCGGUGCGGGACGAGGCCAUGGAGCCGCUGCCAGAGCUGUACUCCAUCUUCCAGGGCGAGGUUGCUGCAGUGACAGAUUAUGGGGCAUUUAUCAGAAUCCCAGGCUGCAGGAAACAAGGCCUUGUCCACAGGACUCACAUGUCCUCCUGCCAUGUGGACAAACCCUCUGAGAUUGUUGAUGUUGGGGACAAAGUCUGGGUGAAGCUCAUUGGGAAAGAGAUGAAGGAUGACAAGCUGAAGCUCUCCCUCUCCAUGAAGGUUGUUCACCAAGGCACAGGGAAAGAUCUGGAUCCCAACAACGUUUCCCUUGAUCAGGAUGAGAGGAAGAAACGAACCUUCAGGGACUACACGAGCCAGAAGAUCACCCUGGAGGCUGUGCUGAACACUGUGUGCAAGAAAUGUGGCUGCAGAGGUCACUUUGCCAAGGAGUGUUUCAUGCAGCCUGGAGGAACCAAGUACAGCCUCAUUCCAGAGGAGGAGGAAGAGGAGGGAGCAGCAGCAGGACCUGAAGGGGAUAAAAAGAUCAGCCAGGCUGAGGAGCCUUCAAAGAAAAGGAAAAAGGAGAAGAAGAAGAGGAAGAAGCACAAGGCCAAGCAGUCCUCAGAGUCAGACUCAGACAGCUCUGCCUCAGACAGUGAUGGAGCUCAGCCCUCCUGCAAGAGGCACAGGCACUCAGGGAAGCCCAGCAGGGCUCCCAAGAAGAAGAAGCACAAGAAGAAGCACAAGAAGUAGCCCUGGGAUGAGCAGGGCAGGCUGGGCUGCUGCCAGGGCUGCUCCUGGUGCAGCCAGCAGGGAUCAGCACCUGCUGCUGCAGGGACAGGUUCUCCAGUAACAGGGGUGUGUGUUCAGGUGUUGACCUUGCUGAGAGCUGUCCUUGUCACCCUGGGCACAGGCUGCCCCUUUGUGCCACAGCUGCUGCCAGCUCAGGCCCAUGACAGGCUGCAGGGAGCCCUGCUGCCCCACACCUCGUGUCCUGCUGCAGCUGCUGCCAGCUCUGGGGACAGCUGGGGGACAGCUGUGCUGGGGUGGGGUGGCACAGGCCUGUGGGGACAGGGUUUGGUGUGGUGGGACCACCUGGCACAGCUCUGGGCUGCAAACCUGCCCCAGCUCAGUCUCUGCAAACACUGGGAGUGGAAGAGCAAGGAGCAAAUGGGGGAGUGGAGAUACUGGGAGUAAACAUGAACCACGGAGUGUUUGCUGCCUUGGAAAGGGAUGGAAAAUAAAUCUGCCCUCUCCAGCUGUA
Messenger RNA from Oenanthe melanoleuca, 1497 nucleotides. RefSeq names its product zinc finger CCHC-type containing 17 (gene ZCCHC17). Gene Ontology annotation, molecular function: RNA binding; zinc ion binding. NCBI's taxonomy places the organism in Eukaryota, Metazoa, Chordata, Aves, Passeriformes, Muscicapidae. The coding region runs from base 273 to 986 and encodes 237 amino acids. The transcript is spliced from 7 exons. The record is from RefSeq and is a predicted model, not a curated record. Gene Ontology annotation, biological process: RNA stabilization.